Molecule: messenger RNA, 2335 nt
Organism: Ictalurus furcatus (blue catfish)
Lineage: Eukaryota; Metazoa; Chordata; Actinopteri; Siluriformes; Ictaluridae
Gene: ap4m1
Product: adaptor related protein complex 4 subunit mu 1
Exons: 15
Coding region: 691-2019 (442 amino acids)
Biological process (GO): Golgi to lysosome transport; protein targeting
Cellular component (GO): clathrin adaptor complex; cytoplasmic vesicle; trans-Golgi network
Source: RefSeq, a predicted model, not a curated record
AAGCUGUGCGACUGUGCAUUUGUAUGUAUUUCUUACUUAUUGUCACUAGGUGGCAGUAGUAGGUAUAAACUAACAAUUUAGGUAGCUAUUGAUGUGCCUGAUUCCGGGUGGGGCUUGUGAACGGAAGUGUACUUAAAUUAAUUCAAAUAAUAAGCACACAAGUUUAAUGUAAAAAUAUAAAUAUAUAUAUCCGUGCUUAAACGCGUGGAAUUUUAAAAACGCUAGUCAAUCGUGCUAACUAUCUCGGAACGUUAUGUACUGUCGUUUCAAACAGGCAAGUUUCGGACUUCAUUCUGUUCAAGUGGUCCUUUAAAAUAUUUUUUAAAACUAUAUUUUGUUAAAAUUACGCCUGUUAAAAUUCAACCUCACUGAAAUUACAACUUAUCGAUGUUGCGUGUUAGCGAAGCAGAUUUUUAAUCAGGCUCAUGUCACGGCUACACAAAGGGUCCUACAGAUUCCGGAAGUACACGAUCAUAUACACCAGUUGUUGUUGUUGAUAUUGUAGCAUAGCCACCUAAUGUCGAUAUUUGGACAGUUUUCUGUUAUUUUGAUAUUCACAAGUAAACUAUGUUAUUUUCCCGGAGGAAUUUAAAGCUGACCCUGUUGCUAUCUAGUAUGGAAAUAUUCUGCUCCGUUUUAGCGUUGAUGUAAAUUGGAAUUACUGAGUUAGCAGAAAUUAUAGCAGAGAAAAUGAUUUCUCAGGUGUUUAUUCUGUCAUCAAAAGGCGACCAUCUAAUCUACAAAGACUUCCGUGGUGAAGUUGAAAAAGACUCCAUGAGCACGUUUUAUGAGAUGGUGUCAUCUCUGAGUGGAGAUCAGCCUCCUGUAGUCAUGAGUCGCAAAGGUCUCAACUUUAUUCACAUCCGGCACGCUGGACUUUACUGGGUCGUAUCUACGAAGACGGAUCCAUCUCCGUUCACUGUUGUUGAGUUUCUGAACAGGCUUGUCGCUCUGAUUAAGGAUUACUGCGGCAGCGUGUGUGAGAAAACUGUCCGCAUGAACUUUGCUCUGAUCUACGAGCUCCUGGACGAGAUGGUGGAUUACGGCUACAUCCAGACAACCUCCAUGGACAUCCUGAAGAAUUUUAUUCAGACGGAGCCAGUCGCCUCCAAACCUUUCAGUCUGUUCGACCUCAGCAACGUCGCCCUCUUCGGAGCAGAGACGCAGCAGAGUAAAGUGGCUCCCAGCACCGCUGCCGCCCGACCCAUCAUGACGUCUCACAGUGGAGAGGGAAGUAAGAAUGAGAUCUUUGUGGACGUGGUGGAAAGACUCUCAGUGGUUAUUGGCGCUAAUGGGGUUGUGAUGAAAGCAGACGUGGAGGGAGAGAUCAGAGUCAAGUGCUAUCUUCCCUCAUGUUCAGAGAUGAGGAUUGGCGUGAACGAGGAGUUCAGCAUUGGGAAGUCUCAGCUCAGAGGUUACGGGGCGGCCGUGCGGGUGGAUGAGUGCAGUUUUCACCAGUCCGUGAAGCUCGAUGAGUUUGAUACACACAGGAUUUUAAAAAUUUGCCCCAGCCAAGGAGAGCAAACCCUGAUGCAGUACCAGCUGAGUGACGAGCUGCCAUGUCCUCCUCCGUUCCGUCUCUUCCCCACUGUAGAAAAGGAUUAUGGGAGCAGGUUGUUGAUUUUCCUCAAGCUGCGCUGUGAUUUGCCGCCUAAAAGCUCUGCUAUAAAUGUUUCAGUGACAGUUCCUGUGCCCAAGGGUUCUCUAAGUCUCUCUCAGGAGUUGAGUAGUCCUGACCAGACCGCCGAGCUUCGGCCCAAACACAAAUCCGUCAUGUGGGAAAUCCCACGAUUCCCAGGAGGAGCUCAGCUCUCGGCUCUCUUUAAGGUGGAAGUCCCUGGUCUUAGCUCCGCCUCUCUCCAGGAGGUGGGGCCUGUCAGCAUGAGCUUCGAGCUUCCCAAGCACACGUGUACAGGGCUGCAGCUCCGAUUCGUGCGUCUCUCUCCAAACCAGCAGGCUCCGUCUCAUCGCUGGGUCCGCUACGUCACACACUCUGAGUCCUACACCAUACGCAUCUGAUGAACAUACACCUACAUACACACACACCUAAGGGUGUUUCAGUAUUUCAGUAUUUUAUUAUAUAUUGAUUCCACUCUAAAGAUUUACUCUUUAGAGAAUACUCUAAAGAUUUGUGAUGCUGAGUUUUUUAUAUAUAUAUAUGUGUGUGUGUGUAUAUGUAUAUGUGUAUAUAUAUGUCUGUGUGUGUACAUAUAUAUGUACAUCUUUUUUAUUUAAUUAUUAUUAUUUUGUAUUGCUCUUUGUGAUUUUCUUUGUAAACCAUCCACAUUCAAGCUUUGUAAAGGUGCUGUAUAAAUUAAACAAAUUAUUAUUGUUG